This is a messenger RNA of Plutella xylostella (diamondback moth), 2008 nucleotides long. RefSeq lists its product as uncharacterized. The record is from RefSeq and is a predicted model, not a curated record. Lineage: Eukaryota; Metazoa; Arthropoda; Insecta; Lepidoptera; Plutellidae.
ACCAAUAAAAAUGGUUGUGUUGUUUGUUUUUUGAUGUGUUUGUAUUUAUCUUUUACAUUUUACAACAAAAUCUCAAUAAAAACUUAAGCGAAACAUACAUUAAUUAAUUAACUACCAUUUCAUAGCACCAUGGCGAAGGUCGAGCAGCCGUUGUUUGUGUUACCAAAGAAGAGAAAUGGAAAAAAGCUAAUUAAUGUACCAACUCAUGUUGAUCACAUUAUUAGCGUUCAGGGAGCUGAUACAGAUCUCCCUUCAAAAUACAAGAAUGGUUACUCAUCUCCAGUCACCGAACAUGUUGUCAAUGGCAUCAUACACUCUACAAUGGAAGGACUCAAGUCCAACAUGAAAAUAAAUCUCCCCAUCAUCACAGAUGUCCAUGAGGAAGAAACUAAUGAGUCCAACAUUGAUUCAGAGCCAGAAAAGCCACAAAACAUCUCUAAAGGUGGAUAUAUACCUUUAUCAACUCUCACAAGCAGUCGUGAAAUUAUUGAUCUGUCUCCAAUUUAUGAGAACUCUUCUGAUGCAUGCUCCAGCCAUGAUGACCUCAGGGAACACCAUGACUAUGACAUUCAGAAGAGCUGCAAAGCCCUCAACUCUGACCAUGAGUCAUCAGCAACUCCAAACAGCAUGUCACAAACACAGUCUGAAAACAGCUUUGAAAUGGGUAACCUUACUGACAGCCUAAAGGGCAGUGCUAAAAGGAAGAAGAGAGUCAACAUUGUCUCUGAGAUAACAGAAAUGGAUAAUGCUGAUAGCGAAAUCACAGCUCUGAGAGUAGCAUCUGAAGGUUCUCUUUCCACUGACUGCUCUCUGUCAGAUAACAAAGGCUACCUGACCAUGACGGGGACCAUCAAAAGAGGCAAGAAGAAGGGACAGAAUGUUGAUGUGAAACUCAACAUUUCACGUGAAGAGCUUGAAAUGAUUGAAGCUGCCAUUGUAGCUGAAGAGUACAAUAAGAUGGAUAUUUCCAAAUGCUCUGCUCAUAAUGGACCUCAUGUGUUUUUGUUCAGUCUGCUGUGCAUACCGGUGGUGGCUAGUAUGUCUGCUCUAUACUCUUUCUACAUGGGAACUAUGACCUGGUACAACAUAUUCACUCAUGUUACUGAGAAUCUCCACUGGAUGAAAAAAGCUUUGCUAUCACCAAUAGUGAUUUUGUCAUAUCCAUUUUUGAUAACAAUAUUUACACUUGGAGUAGGUCUGUAUGCAGGUGUUGUACAGCUUACCUUCAGUAGCACUAAUUGGUGGAAAGAAGUCUGUGAUUUUGAAAAGGGUUUUUACGGAUGGCUUUGUAAUGUGUUGGGAGUUUCUGAAUGCAGCCCUUAUGAGGUUGUGAUUCUGAUGGAUGUCAAGCCAACUUAAUUUGUCAAGUAACUAUUUCUAGUAUUGAUCAUCUGGAUUCGUCUAAAUAAUGGCAAAGUAGCUUAAGUUGACUGAUUUAUUUACGAAACUGUGUGGAUUAAGGUUUUUGUGUGUGUGAUUGUCUAUUUAAUCUAUUACUAUACAUUCCAGAAUAGCUUGUAUUGACCCUUUAGUUAGGCAACUUGCUGAGCCUAAAAAUAUUUUCUUCCAUUUGCUCAAUAGCUUCCAUUCUUAUAAGAAAUGUAUAGAUUUAAGUAAUUUGCACUAAACCUAAGCAUGACCAUGUAAUGAUGUUAACUUGGAAGUAUUGCCCAAUGCUUAUGUUCAGUGCAAAUAGCCAUGAGUUGCCAUACAUAAUACUCUUAAUAUUAAAUCUCAUUAUUUUGAUAUUUUUACAUAUCCAUAAGACAUAAGAAAUUAUUUUAGGAUUAAAAUGAAAGAAGUUGCAUAAACAAUUGAUUACAUCUCAAGUUUAUUGCUAUACAUUUUUGUAAAUCUAUAAAUUAGCAGCUAAAGUGUUUUUAUAGUGUUUUUGCAAUGUACGACUAUUCAUAAUCAAUAUUUAUGUACUAAAGACUGAUGUAUUCUAGUCACUAUUGUGGUAUGCAAUUUAUAUGCAAUGUAAUAAAAAUAUUUUACAAACUCAAAA